AUGGAGAUCGAGAGGGAGGCGCCCGGCAGCGAGAGGGGGAGGAGCUGGCGGGCCAGCGCCGCGCAAGAUGCGCAGGAUGGCAAGAAGUUUGAAGACGGUGAUGAGACGCUCGUCAAGGAGCCGGCAUGGAAGCGAUUCCUCUCCCAUGUUGGGCCCGGGUUCAUGGUGUCCCUGGCCUAUCUGGAUCCCGGCAACUUGGAAACGGACCUGCAAGCCGGCGCCAACCACAGAUAUGAGCUCCUCUGGGUGAUUCUGAUUGGCCUCGUCUUCGCACUGAUCAUACAGUCACUAGCAGCUAACCUUGGCGUGGUUACAGGAAAGCAUCUCGCCGAGAUAUGCAAGAGCGAGUAUCCGAAGCCGGUGAUGAUCUGCCUCUGGCUUCUUGCGGAGGUGGCGGUGAUCGCCGCCGAUAUCCCGGAAGUGAUUGGGACGGCCUUCGCUUUCUACCUCUUGUUCCGCAUCCCUGUGUGGAUCGGGGUUCUCAUCACCGGCUCCAGCACGCUCCUCCUCCUUGGCCUACAAAGAUACGGUGUGCGCAAGCUCGAGUUUCUGAUCUCCAUGCUGGUUUUCGUCAUGGCGGCGUGCUUCUUCGGAGAGCUGAGCAUAGUGAAGCCUCCGGCGAAGGAGGUCCUCAAGGGGCUGUUCAUUCCCAAGCUCAAGGGGAACGGUGCCACCGGCGACGCCAUCGCCCUCCUUGGAGCACUAGUCAUGCCUCACAACUUGUUCUUGCAUUCGGCGUUGGUGCUGUCCAGGAAGACGCCGUCAUCAGUAAGAGGAAUCAAGGAUGCUUGCAGGUUCUUCCUGUACGAGAGCGGCUUCGCGCUGUUCGUGGCGCUGCUUAUCAACAUAGCCGUCAUCUCCGUGUCCGGGACCGUCUGCUUCGGGGAGAACCUCUCGGCGGAGGACAUCGACAAAUGCAGUGACCUCAGUCUGGACAACUCCUCAUUUCUGCUCAAGAACGUCCUGGGCAGGUCCAGCUCGAUCGUGUACGGUGUGGCGCUGUUAGCCUCAGGGCAAAGCUCGACCAUUACCGGCACAUAUGCCGGCCAGUACAUCAUGCAGGGGUUCUUGGACAUCAAGAUGAAGACGUGGCUGAGGAACCUGAUGACACGCUGCAUCGCCAUUGCACCCAGCCUAGUCGUCUCCAUCAUCGGCGGGUCGAAUGGCGCCGGCCGUCUCAUCAUCAUCGCCUCGAUGAUACUGUCGUUUGAGCUGCCGUUUGCACUCAUCCCGCUUCUCAAGUUCAGCAGCAGCAGCAGCAAGAUGGGCCCGCACAAGAACUCCAUCUACGUCAUUGUGUUCUCGUGGACUCUUGGGCUGAUGCUCAUCGGCAUCAACGUCUAUUUCCUCAGCACCAGCUUCAUGGGGUGGCUCAUCAACAGUUCGCUGCCCACCUACGCCAAGGUGCUCGUCGGAAUUGUCGUCUGCCCGCUGAUGCUCGUCUACCUCGUCGCCGUCGUCUACCUCACCUUCAGGAAGGACACCGUCGUCACCUUCGUCGCCGACUCGUGCAAGGCCGACGCCGAGAAGGCGGCGGGCGGCAGCGGGGAGGACGACGACGAGCCCGUGCCCUACCGUGAGGACCUGGCAGACAUACCGCUCCCAGCCCACAGCAGAGUGAAAACUCGGCCAAUGGGGUAG
Molecule: messenger RNA, 1641 nt
Organism: Triticum turgidum subsp. durum (durum wheat)
Lineage: Eukaryota; Viridiplantae; Streptophyta; Magnoliopsida; Poales; Poaceae
Source: the annotation of a GenBank genome assembly